Monodelphis domestica (gray short-tailed opossum) is the source of this 1317-nucleotide messenger RNA. Its product is annotated as E3 ubiquitin-protein ligase TRIM63-like. Lineage: Eukaryota; Metazoa; Chordata; Mammalia; Didelphimorphia; Didelphidae. Gene Ontology annotation, molecular function: zinc ion binding. The record is from RefSeq and is a predicted model, not a curated record.
AUUCUAGAUCAUCAGGGCCACUUGGUAGAGAGAAUUGACUUCUAGGUGUGUCAUGGAGGCUUUGGGGAAGGUACUUUCCUGUCCAGUGUGUUUGGAUCUGUUCACCCCACCCGUUCUUGUCCUUUCUUGUUCCCACAACUUCUGCAAACAGUGCCUGGAGCAGAUACUUCUCUGCCAGAAUUGCACCCACGUGAAUGGGCAGUUUUGCUGUCCAGUGUGCAGGAAAGUCAUAUAUUUGAGAGGAAGGGGGACGAAUGGUUUGCAGAGGAACAUUUUGGCAGAAAACAUACUGGAAAAAUUUAAAGAUGAACUGGAAACUAUCCAUGCCAAGGAGCAAAACCAGCUCGCUCAAAUGUGUGAAAAACAUGGAGAAAUUAUGAAUCUGAUGUGCCUGAGUGAUGAUGAACCAAUAUGUGGAAUCUGCAAACUCUUUGGUGACCAUAAACCUCACAGGAUUGCAAAAAUAUCAGAAGCAUAUUCAGCGAGGAAAGUUAGCUUUGCCGAGGAUAUACAGCUGGUACUUCAGAAAUCUGAAAGCACAACUCAAGCAACAGAGGAAACGGAAAAACUGAUCAGUGAGCUCAUCACCAGCACAGCAGACACUCGAGCUAUGAUCGACACCAUUGGAAGUAGCCUAUUAAAUGGUAUCAAAUUUAGAAUUGCCACCUUGAAAAAGAAAUUAGACAAUGAACACUCUACCAAGUUAGAGAAAUUACAGCUUGUUGCCAGGGAACUUCAAGCCCCUAGACAGCUAUAUCAACAGAUGAAAACCCUCCUGGAACAACAUUUGAAUGCAGUACAGUUCCUUCACGAAGAUAAAAAGCUCAGGACAGAAAUGGAGAGACUUAUGGAAGGCAACUCUCUCCCAAAGGUGCCAGUAAAAGAUAACAUUUCAAUCAGGCACUAUUUUCAAGAGCUCAUCAAAGGCAUGAACAUUACUGAUUUUGUCCUCGCUAAAACUGACCAGGUGUUGAUGAAUGCUGCUGAACUGUGCGAGGCCUGGCAGUCAGGGUGUUCAACACAGAGCAGUUUGUCAGGAGAUAUUUCAGAUGAAAUUUUCUGCAAGUCCGUGUUGGGUUUAUUUCGGAAACCAAAUGAAAAGGAACCUAAUCUUCCUCGAAACCCAUCUUGUUCAGCCUGUAGUCCAUCUACUACCGUUAGCCCUACACAGGAAAAUGAUUCUGGGUCAAAAGAGUCAACAGUAUAAAGCAAUAUUUAGGGCAUGGAGAUGAAUGCUGCUUCUAUCACUGCAAAUGUAGUCAGAAAGACAUGACUACAUUAAAAAAGAAAAAAAAAAUAAAAUAAUUCAAGCUGCAA